AUGGAUCGGUUCCCGGAGGAGUUGGUGAGCGCCCUGAAGGAAGUGGUGGAGAACAGCGGCUGGCGGUGUGUGGGGGAGAAGGAGAGGUUCCGGGCUCCGUGUACCAAAUUGUACUCAGAGGAUGGGGAACAUCUGGUUCUAAUUCAGGCAGAUGGCAAAUUCUAUGCCAUGGAUUCUGCAUGUCCACAUGAAGGAGGACCGUUGGAGCAGGGGGACAUCGAAGAACUGUGUAAUGGUCGCUUCGCAUUAACUUGCCCCUGGCAUUAUUUUGAGUUCUGCUUGGAAGAUGGAUCCUCCUCCUCUGGACUACAGAAUCAAGUAUAUGAAGUGAAGGUCUGUGAAGGGAAGGUGUAUAUCAAGACUCCGAACGCAUUGUCCCUUACUCCUUGGAAGAAUAGUAAAUGUGAGAGAUCAGACAAUACAGAAUCUGGAGAAAGUGCUAAAGGGGUAGAAGACGAACGUUCGUUGACUUAUUGGGCCUCUAGAAUCCUUUGUACUGCAGAUCCAGAAGAGAAGGCGAAACUCACACAGCAAACACAAGAGUUGUGGAACGCAGGAAAGAUUGUGGACAUCGGUCAGACACAGCCUCCAACCCAACCGAAGCGAAAAGAAAGUCUCACCAUAGUACAACCUGGCAGGAUCAAGAGAGGAAAAGGAGGAACACUGGCCAGUAGGAUUGCGUUGCUGCACUCUCUAGCAAACAUCGAGCAAUGGGCCAUAGACCUGUCCUGGGACAUUAUUGCACGUUUUGCUCAAUUCCAACUAAAAUCAGGAGAGAAACUUCCAAGAGAGUUCUUCUCAGACUUUGUGAAGGUGGCCGGAGAUGAAGCAAAGCAUUACUGCCUUCUACAGAAGCGCCUUACAGAGCUGGGCAGUACUUUUGGUGAUCUUCCUGUGCACAAUGGAUUGUGGCAGUCUGCGUCGGAUACUGCUCAUGACCUCCUUGGACGUUUGGCUAUUGUACAUAUGGUCCAUGAAGCCAGAGGUCUGGACGUUCACCGCGGACAUUACAGCGAUUCUCAGCUCAGGGGGAUGAAAGCUCAGCCCAGGUACUGGAAGUCAUUUACACUGAUGAGAUCACUCAUGUGGCAGCUGGUCUGAAGUGGUUCACUUACAUCUGUGCCGAAGAGCAGCGGGACUGCUUAUCCACAUUCCAUGAACUGGUACCAUUAUAUUUCAGAGGUUACCUGAAGCCACCCUUCAACACUGAGGGCAGGAAAUCAGCUGGGAUGUCAGAAGAGUGGUAUCUUCCUUUGGUGAAACCAUCCUGA
This is a messenger RNA of Staurois parvus, 1271 nucleotides long. Lineage: Eukaryota; Metazoa; Chordata; Amphibia; Anura; Ranidae. The record is from the annotation of a GenBank genome assembly.